UUGGUCAAUAGCGUGUAUACAUGCAACUAUUAUUAUAAACACAUUGAAUUUCGAGAACGGAACAAAACACGAGUGGAAUAGCAUAUAAUUUUAUUUACAUAUUAAGGAUAAGUAAGGAAUAAAUAUGUGUGGUGGAAGUCAAGUUGAGGACCCAGGUUCUAACGGUGACAAAUACGGCAAGCCUAAAGAAUUCAAGAAGGAUUUCAAAGGUCCCAUCAAGAACCGAUCAUGCACAGACAUCAUCUGCUGUCUGUUGUUUCUGAUAUGUAUCGUUGCCAUGGUGGUAAUAUCGGCUGUAGGUUAUGCCUACGGAGACCCCAAGACACUUUUGUAUCCAACAGACUCUGAUGGAAACAUGUGCGGCACAGGAAACUAUGCUGACAGGCCGAAUCUGUUCUAUUUCGACAUCAUGCAGUGUUCAAAAGUGGGCGUGGCAGCCAUUGCCACUGGUUGUCCCACCCCUUCAAUUUGCGUCGCCAGCUGUCCAACUAAAUACUUUGCCUACCCAUUAGCAGUUUCGUCAAAGGAAGAUCUAUUGUGUAAGGACUCUGUAAAUGCAUCAGUAAAGGCUGCCGCAUCAAAUCUUUUGCUAAUCAAAUCUAACUUAAUAGACACAGAUCUGUGUGCUGCCUAUUAUGUCGAUUCAACAGCCUUGGUAGGUCGCUGUAUUCCAGCCAUAUUUGAGGACACUCUUAACUACGCCCUCCAGCUGAACGUUAGUGGUACCCUUCUGACGGCAAAAGAUGGAACUGGAGUCUCUGGCGACAGUUUAAAUAAAGCCAGCGAAUACCUUGCCAAGUUUUUCGCCCUGCAGAGUUACGUUGAGUUGGUUUUCAAGGACAUUGUCAAUUCAUGGUGGCAGAUAUUAGCUGCCCUUGGCGUUGCUGCUCUGUUCUGCUUCAUGUGGAUUAUUUUGCUGCGAUGGAUUGCUGGGGUAGUGGUCUGGAUCACAAUCAUUGGGUUCCUAGGAUGUUGGGUGUUUGCCACAGCCUGGAGUUACUAUCGCUACUACAUGAUGAAAAACAGUGAGACACCUCAACAGGAAUACAGCGUGGCCCCGUUGUUUGCCGGAGAGUUCAGUUACUAUCUGCAGAUCAGAAAAACGUGGCUGGCGUUUGCGUGUGGGAGUGCCACUCUGCUGGCCAUAUUUCUGCUCAUAUUCCUGUUCCUGGUCAAAAGAAUCUGCAUCGCCAUUGAGCUCAUUAAGGAAGCAUCCAGAGCCAUCGGCAACAUGAUCUUCGUCCUCAUCUGGCCGAUCAUCCCGUUCAUUCUCCAACUUGCCUUCCUGGGCUACUACCUGGUGUCUGCCGUCUACGUGGGCUCCAUGGGCAAGAAGAACUUCUACAAUAACGGGACCAACACCACCGAAGACAAUGGGGUCUCUUAUUAUAUUAAGCGCGCUCCUUGUGAUGUUAAUGAUGCCAACACAGGCAAGGUGUGCGAGUUCGUGAAGUAUGGGGGUGAUGAGUACACGAUUCCACUGGAGGUAUUUCUGCUGUUUAUGUUCUUCUGGGGUAUGAAUUUCAUCAUCGCGCUCGGCCAGAUGACCCUGGCAGGAUCCAUUGCCUCAUACUACUGGGCCUUCGAGAAACCCAAGGAUAUCCCGGCUUUCCCAAUUCUAGCUGCCCUCUAUCGAUCAUUAAGAUACCAUCUUGGUUCCCUGGCAUUUGGUUCCCUGCUGAUUGCUAUCGUCCAGAUGAUACGAGUUUUCCUGGAGUAUGUUGACCACAAGAUCAACGGCAGCCAGAACCCAGUGGCCAAGUUCCUGGUGAAGUGCCUGAAAUGCUGCAUGUGGUGCCUGGAAAAGUUCCUGCGUUUCCUAAACAAGAAUGCAUACAUACUGAUUGCUGUCCAUGGCAAAAAUUUCUGUGCCUCUGCAAAAGAUGCGUUCUUCUUGAUCAUGAGGAAUGUGGUCAGAGUGAUUGUCCUUGACAAGGUGACAGACUUCGUGUUGUUCAUCAGCAAGCUGUGCUGCGUGGCCGCUGUGGGCUCAGCCUCCUUUUUCUACUUUGGCGGCUAUUUUAAACUUCCGUUCUUCUCCGAUAAACUGCCAGAAUUCAAUUACUUCUGGACGCCAAUCAUUGUGGUUGUCGUGGGAACGUUCAUUAUCGCCUCGCUGUUCUUCAGCGUCUACAGUAUGGCGGUCGACACACUCUUCAUGUGCUUCUUGGAAGAUUUGGAGAUGAAUGAUGGUUCCCCAGAAAAGCCGUACUACAUGAGCAAAGGCCUGAUGCAGGUCCUCGGCAAAAAAAACAAACAGCUCAAAGAACCGUCGAAUGAAGAAAGGAAUACAAAUGGUAAGACAAAUGGUGUUUCAACCUCUAAGGGAGGUAAUAAGGCAGGAAAACCUGUCCAGGCUAAAAAUAGCCCAGCUACACUUAUUGAAGAGAGUGAAUGGUAGCUAUUUGGUGAAUAACAUUUACGUUCUAACCUUGUGUGAUUGUAUGCUUAUUCCUGGAAUACUAAUAUCCAUUGUAUUCACCUUUUCGUUCCAAAAACUGUUUACAGGUGAUGAUGCUUAUAAAGGUAAAACAAAUUUGCAACAAAGUAAAGUAGUGCCCCAAAAUGGUUCUGGUGCACAAAAUGACCUUUGGAAAAUAGAUGAUAAGCAGCCCAAGGCAUCAAAAGCACAGAAUGAUGUUACUAGUAGUGAUUGGUGAAGGCAAUUUUCUGUAGAUGUGACCAUGUAUUUCCAUAACAAACAAAAACACUAAACACCAAAAAGCAAAAAGUCUGGGGGAAAAAACACCUAGUUUCAUGUGUGUUACCGGCACAUUAUAGGAAGCAUGUCAAUGUAAUAAUCCUAGUGUCGUGUGUUUCUUUUAAUCAAAUAUUUUUAUAUGUUUGAUUGCACAGCAGCUGUUGUUUUGCAAUUUGUUAUGCUUUCAUCAUCACAAGCUAAGUGUAUUUUGAGUGUUUGUUACUCUGAAUAUUUUAUGUGACAUUUGUAAAAAAAAAUAAUUACAUGUUGCUUGGGACAAACGCAAUUAAGAUUAAAACUCGUGUUAGAUAUUGAAAGAUUGCUCCUUUUUUAUCAUAGGUGAAUAAGAAUGAAUUAAACAAAUAAUACAGUGUUUUGUUUUUUUUUGGUUGAUGUGUUUAAAAUAUAAAUGUUGCAACAGAUGAUACAGGGGUUUUUUUUGUAGUAAAUUUUAAAUUAUUAAAAUAAAAUUACUUCAAUAGUUAAAUAUCUUUAAAAAAAAAAGAAUUUUUGUAAAAAUAAAAAUAGAUCAAUAAUUUCUUUUCGAUUUUUGUCUCUGAUGUUUGUCUGGAAAAAUAGUUUCUGCUUUUCAUUUAUAUGUAUGUGACUGUUCUGUGUUUGUGUUUUGCUGUAUUUGCUAUACUUGAAAUGGCUUACCUUACCAUUUGCUUAACAAUGUCAUAGUCUGAGUAAAACAAUUAUAUCUAUAAAUAUUCUAAUUAAAAUUUGCUAAUUGCAUUUGGAUUUUUACUUUUAAUGUACAUAUUUAUUUGCAUUUAUUUUAUUUUAACACGCAACUGUCAUUCCUUCCUGCUCUCUAUAUAUGUGUGUUUCAAUAUGUACAUAUCUGAUAUAUUUCAUGUGAUAUUGUGACAUUUUUUGUGCAAAAAUGGCAAUACUUAUAUAAAUGCUUCACUAUUUUUGUUAAUUUUAUGUGUAGACAGAUUUUGAUAAUAGUAUGAACUUGUAUAAUGGAUUAUGUAUUUAUGAGUAUUGAGAUACUUUAUUUUUGGCUGGUCCAAAAAAGAAGGGAUGAAUUAUUAUGUAUGUAAAUUACCUAGGGCUUGCUAAAAGUACUUCAAAACCAGAUUUUGUAUUAUGCUUGCAAAAUUAUUUUAAUUUCUUGCCAUCGAGAUGUAUAGAUGUACUCAAAUUUGAUAAUACAACCUUUAAAACGGGUAUAUACGAUUUUUUAUAUGUGUUUAAUUGUAAUAUAUUGAUAAAAUAUGUUACAAUAACACAAUAUAGGCAAGAAAAAAUGAUACAUUAAAGCCGAAUUUCAUAAAAUGCAGCAAAGACAAAUUAGCGCCCGAGCCGAUUGUGACGUACAUAUUUUCCUACAAUAACCCAAGCAUUCGUCUUUGUAUUAGGAUCGAAGUUAGUGUUCGUGUGUCGUAUGAAUAGAUAUCGUUGCAGGAAUUCAAAUAAACCGUUAAACUAAGUUUAGAUUCACAUCGUACAUGUAUGGUAUACAUGCUGGCCAAUUCGGCUGUACAGCCGUUUUCAAUUUCAUAAUUAAAUAUCUGGCUUAUUUCGCAUUUUUCGACACAUGUUCUUCUUAACUUUUAUUUUAAUUUAUAUUGAAAUAUAUAUAUAAUAAGUUUUAUACACAUUUUAUAUAAAUUGAUAAAUAUUUGACAAAAUCGUAUAUACCUGCUUUAAUACAAGAUUAAAAUUCACAUUAAGUAUUAUUUUAAGAAAUAUUUGUUAAUAAAUAAUGUUAUAUUUAUAAUUGCUAAACGGCUUAUACAUACAAAAUAACAAUUUGACUAUCUAAACCAUAAAGUCGUUAGACUAGACUCAUAUUAUUAUUGAUUUUUUUAUUGAUGUUGGUUAGUAUAAUUUUUAGCUCGGCUGUUUUUAGAGAAGACCCGAGGUAUUGUCAUAGCCAGCUUGCGUCCGCUGUCCAGCGUCGUGCUAAAACCUUAACAUCAAAGUGCUUCCACCUACAACUUCGAAACUUUAUAUGUAGCUGCACCUUGAUGAAUUCUACAUGCUACACCCAUUUUUGGGUCACUAGGUAAAAGGUCAAGGUCACUGUGACCUCUAAAAAAAAAAUAAUCUGACAAGCUUUCAUUUAUUCAAAACUGCAUCCGCAGCCGAGUGUUGGCACCCGCUAUGCGGUGCUCUUUUUUCUCUCAUUUUCUCAUGAGCAGGCAAUACAGGUUAACCCUGUACCACUUAGAUAGGUAUUUUUACGCAUUUGUAGUCCCAAUGAAAGUUAAAUUUAAUUCAAGACCUUUCUUACUAGAUUCAAGUUCCAACCCUUAGAUACUAAUGAACAGCAAACAGCAUAAAACCUGAACAAUUUGCGAGUUACUCACAGGCUGUUCUGGUUUUAUGCUGUUUGCACAUUUUCACUUUGCCUCUGAGAGGGAAAGGAUAAAUAUCAUGUGUAACAGCUUAAUAUAAGCAUCAAUAUAAUGACUAAUUUUGCCAGUGAGGUUAACCCUUUCAGUGCGGGAACCGAAUUUUGAAGGCCUGUGCAAACAGUUUGGAUCCAGAUGAGAUGCCACAGAACGUUGUGUCUCAUCAGGAUCCAAACUGUUUGCUAUUCUGAUAGUAUUCUUUGAAAAAAAAAUCGAAGAAAAUGCUAAUUUAAGAAAUUUAGCAGAUGACAUUUAAGCAGACGACAAAUUUCCCAGCAUGCAAAGGGUUAAUAAUGGUAUCAAUGUCUCAUUCUGGGCUAGGCCUGCCUACAAACACGUUUUCUGACUUAUAAGUAUUAUUAUUAUGUCUUGGCAUUUUUUGUUGAUAUUAACAAUUGGUCUCAUUAUGUUAAGUUCCAAUCUGUUUGCAUUAAAUAAAAUACUUCAUUACACAGCCUGAAGUAUGAAAUGACACAACAAUAUCGACUAAAACACUGUAAAACCAAAACGUUCUUAUUUUGCAGGCGCCUAAGUUUAGGGCUGAAAUCUUGUUUGUUUUUGUGUAUUUUGUGUGUGUUAUAGGUUAAAAAAAAGUUAAAAUGUAUUUUAUAACCUUUAAAUCUUGCGUCUUGUUUCCAAAUUAUGCUGUUUAACAAUUUUGAAAAAAAAAUACAGCAGACAAAAGCUAUAGCACACCACUUAUUAAAAAUGUGCUGAAUUUUUCAUAUUCAUAAUUUCCUGUAAGACUUGAUACUUUUUCUUAUUGUGUCCAAUAGUUUGUUAAACGGAGGUUUAACUGAUACAUGGCAAUGGUACAUGUAUGCUUGGAGAAGCAUAGUACCAUUGCCAUGUAUCAGUGCUCCAGCUAGGCCUAAAUCGAGCUAGGCGCUGCACCCUGCUGACCCAAGGUCCCAUCAUGCGACUCAGCGACCCCACCAUCCCCCUUUUAUAAAUCUGAUAAAAUUUUAAUACAGGAAUUUGAAUUUUUAAGAGUCAUUAGAUUCAUUAUAUGUUCGUAGCAAAACUAGUUUAAUUCAUUACAAUACAAAAAAUUUAACUAGUUUAAUGCAUUACAAAAACAAAUUUUUUAACUGGUUUAAUGCAUUACAAAAACUUAUGUUUACAUGAAAAAUAGGUGUAAUAUAAAAAUAAAAUACAUGCACAUAUAAAACAUGCUUUUGACAAAUUAGCACCCUAUCCAUUUCUAAUCCUAGCUGGAGCACUGCAUUUAUUUAAUAAAAUAAUCAUAACUAGCAUGUUAGGUCAUAAUUCUUAUAAAUAUAUUAUUUCUAAUGUGUUGUGUUAUACUUUUUGUAUGAAUGUUGUUAAAUGCUGAUGAUGAUCUGUCAAUCCUUGUAUUGAGUGCCGUUCAAAAAAUCCAUUUUCUUUUUUUCCAGUUUUUACAAUGUACCUGUAUGCAUUGUUCUCUCUUUUGAAAGUAUGCAUACAAAAUUAAGUACUUUUUAGCAUCUUGUAUACAAUUUGGAUGCUGUCAAUAUAUUGUUUAAUGUAAUAAUAUUAUUUUUUUGAUCAUGAAAUAUUUUCUUUGUAUCCCAAUGUUUACUUUUUUGCCAGUAUGGCGGCAGCGGUUAUUUUCCCUUAAUGGUACAGCAUGAAUUAAAGUAAUAUGCCUUUAAACUGAGAGAUGAUGAAACAGCCAUCUUGAUUAAAUGUGAAACUAUUUUAACAAUCUUACAUAUUUGUUCUACUGUUGGCCGUGCGGUUUGUUUCAUAUCCAGAGACACUUCCUCUAUAAAUAUUUCACCUUGGCAACAGUUGUUUCCCCAUUACCAUUUGAAGUAGCCGUAUUUAUAUAAUUAUGGCAUGGCACACUUCAAAGUUCUUGCAAGAGGUUGUCAGGUCUGAUGGUGUUUAUUUUACUUAAAUGAUGUGUUUAUUUACAUGUAUGGUCUUUUUAUCUUCUAGCUUUUACUUUACACAUGAAUCCAUAUUUUCUUACUUUUGUACAGACAGCAACUUUUAUGUAUUGUAAUUUUUUCAAUUUACGUUCUCUAUUGUUUUGAAAUCCACAUUUAAUAUUUGUUUAGAAAGCCAUGGUGAAUGACAUUUUAUGUUUUUAUUAUCACAUAAAAUCACACCAUUACAAUACUACUUUUUUAACAAUUUUUACAACUUUAUUAUCUGUGAUAAAAUAACAUUCCACUUUUUGUAAUUGAAAUGCACUACCGAAUCUUCAGGACAUGUUUGAUUUACAGCUAACAAAUAGGUUUUUACAUCCUCAACACAAAUAUUUAUAUUAUGAAUAUUUUAUUUAAAAUUAUUUGUAUUUUAUGACCUUGUUAUUGAAAAAAAAUUGUGUGCACAUUUGUUUUCCAUUAGUUUUGUAAAUAAGUAAUAAAAAGGCAGAUCCUAAAGUUGGAUUACUUUUAUAACGACUUAAAUUAAUAUUAGCGGUUCUAAUAAUAAAUAAUUUCUUUACUAAAAAUAGAACUUUUUUAACACAUUUUUAUGCAAAAUGUGUAAUCAUAAAUCGAUUUUUCAGGUGAAAUGUUGUGCGGUGUUUAAAAAUAGCAAGUUUUGUUAUGUUGAAAAAUAAAAGCAAUUGUUUUACACAAUAACAGUUCUUUCAAUAAAUGUAUCAAACUUA
This is a messenger RNA of Dreissena polymorpha, 7678 nucleotides long. Its product is annotated as choline transporter-like protein 2. Gene Ontology annotation, molecular function: transmembrane transporter activity. The transcript is spliced from 22 exons. Bases 125 to 2401 code for a protein of 758 amino acids. Gene Ontology annotation, cellular component: membrane. Gene Ontology annotation, biological process: transmembrane transport. Lineage: Eukaryota; Metazoa; Mollusca; Bivalvia; Myida; Dreissenidae. The record is from RefSeq and is a predicted model, not a curated record.